UGGGUGGGAGAAACGCAGUCGUGGUCGUCGCUGUUGUGAGUUGUGUGGUUACUGGAGGUUGUGUAGGAGAAUUCUUUUGGAGUGUAACUAAGGAACGGGUACUUUGAGUGAUUCUACAAAUCAUUUUACCUGAUAGUAUUGUUUGCUGAGAUUAUGAAACAUCUUAUCUUUCGAUAAUGUGGGUGUAAUUGAGUGUGCGCUGUUGCGGAGUGGUACAGUGUAGUGCGCGCGCGCGGAAGCUAGGAAGUAGUUCCAGUACGGGCGAUGCCUUUUUUUUUUUGCCCACUGCCUUCUUACUCACACGCGCGGAUAGAACGAAAGUGAGCUGGAGUGCCAGGUGGCUGUGCCGGUCGGCAGAGGAUGGCUAGUUCGCCGUAAACAUAGUAUUUCAGUGACGUUCGGAUGCGUAGCGUAAUAUUAUUAGAAAAAGCAAGAAAUUUCUUAGAAAGUAUAUUAGAAGGUGCUUUCUGCUGUAGAGUGUCCCCAAAGUGCAGAAACAAACUUGUGAGGGUAUCAAGUGUUGCAUGAGUUUUUAAGCUUCCAAGUGGGGGGCAUGAAAAAGUACCCUAAUUGACAUCCGACACGAAGUAAUUCGUGUAGUUGUGCCCUUUUUUUACUUUUAAAGGAGUAUAGAGAAGACUGGAGUUGGAAUUUGUUUCAACGGGGAAAUAACAACGAACUUAUCUCAGUGUGUUAUCAAGGAAGAAGUCAAGGAGUGAAUACAGAUCCUGAAGCAAUGGGGAAGUUCAGCAGAGGUGCUGUGUUGCUGACGUCUUGUUUGUUUGCCGCGAUUACAGAACUUGUACUGGGGACACCAGAACUCAAGAUUCUGCCCUCACAGCCGACUUUGAACCGGGCCAUCCAUCACAGCAUGCUGCUAUCUUGCCGGGUUGAUGUUGAGAACAAGGACCUUGUGACCAAUCUGCAAUGGCACGACCCCACUGGCAGAGUAAUUGGGGAUAACAGUGAUAGGUAUAGUGUAGAAGCAGGAAUGCACACAGAGCGUAUGCCAGAUGGUUUGGCCCUCAUCAUCCCCAUGCUGCAAGAGAGGCAUGCAGGGAACUACACUUGCACUGCAAAGUAUGCAAACACAGAAGAGUUGUCCAAGAGUGUGCUUAUCAAAACAUUUGUUGCCAUAACAUGGGAAGAUGCCCCAGAAGAGCAAUACCCAAUCGUCAGCUCGAAUUACAAGAUAAAGUGUAAAGUGACAGCAAAUCCAGCUCCUAUUGUAGAUUGGCUGCAGAAUGGUGAGCCAAUACAGAUUGGUGGGCGCUAUAUUGUUGAAACAGAUGGUUUGCUUAUAGUUAAAGCAACAGAAGCAGAUGAUGGCACAUACACAUGUCGUGCAAUAGUGAUUGACACUGGUGAACUCUCAGAGAGAAAUAUUCGUGUCGUGGUCCACACACCGCCUACAUUUGACAAGAUGGAGUCAUCGGUGAGAGUGGUGGAAACGGAGACUGCUUCAGUGACCUGUAAAGCUAGUGGGAAACCUCCACCAACCUUUUCAUGGAUCAGAUUACCUACUCAGGAAGAUUUAGCAACUGCUGACCGUUUCUCUGUGGACAAAUACACAGGAACCCUUACAAUCAGGGAUGUUUCCAAGGAUGAUGAUGGAGAUUAUAAGUGUGUUGCUACAAAUGCUGCAAAUAGUGUUGAGCAUGUAGUGAGGAUCAGUGUUACUCUGAAGCCUCGUAUUGUGGCAUAUAAGAAUAUCUCCAUCGCCACUGAUAAAGAGGCAAGACUUUCUUGUAGUGCCUCUGGCAGACCUAUGCCCAAAGUUACCUUCAGAAAGUUGACAUCACCUGAUAGGUUUGUAAUUGGAGUUCAGAGGGAUGAACGCAUUGUUGUGGAGAAUACUCAAAAUACUGAGAGAGGUGAAACAGUUGGUACCCUUAUAAUUUCAAACAUCUUACGUACUGAUGAUGGCCUAUAUGAAUGUAUAGCAACAAAUGAGGGAGGUGAGGCAUUCAGGAAUGUUCAUUUGACAGUAGAGUUUAUGCCUUCUUUUGCAAACACACCAAUGCAAGAAGCAUGGAGUUGGGAUAAUAACCCUGUUAACAUCACAUGUCUGGCAGAAUCAAUACCUAAUGCAACUAUCAGUUGGCGUAUGAACACUGUUGAGAUUAAUGAGAAAAACAAUGAUAUUAACAUCCGGAAAUUUGGUGAAGGGCCUCUGAGCUCACUGCAGAUAACACCAAUUGGCCAGAAAUAUUAUGCUCGCUACACUUGUAGGGCAGUAAAUCAGCAUGGAUCAUCUGAACAUGUGAUUGUCCUGAAGGAGGCUAAACGUCCUUCACAUAUCUUACAAGCAAAGCUAGAAGUGAUUACUGCAACCACAAUAACAUUCUCCUUCAUUGGGCCAGCUGACAAUGGAGGUCUUCCCACAAGAAAGUAUGCUGUUCAGUAUAAGGAAGAAAGAAAGGAUUGGAAAGAUGCAAAAAACAAGACAUGGCCAGUUGAUUCUCCAUACAUCUUGGAAGGAUUGGAGCCACAAACAACCUACAACUUUAGGUUUGCUGCUCAGAAUGACGUAGGGUUUGGAGAUUGGGCAGCCAGUGAACAUCACACCAUGCCCAAGAGAUCCUACCCAGAAGAGCCCCGUAUCCUCUCAAACCCUAGAGAAGAUGGUGUGGUUAUGUCACCAUACUCAGAUCACUAUGAGCUUACAUGGAGAAUUCCUGCAGACAAUGGAGAACCUAUUGAUAUGUAUAGCAUCAAGUACUGCCCAGUGACACAAGGAGAAGGUUUCUGGAAAGCCAUGGAAUAUCAGUGUGAAACUAGGGAACUAUCGUCUGCAGAGCAUACAACAUAUAAGCUGGGAAAUCUAAUUGCUGACACGUACUACAAAAUAGAACUCCGAGCCCGCAACAAAAUUGGUUUCAGUACGCCCGGGGAAGUUAUUAUUAAGACUGCCAGAGAUCCCAGCAAUACAGGUGGGGAUACCCCAGUGCCUGCAAAUGAGGGACCUGCAUUGAGCUCAGGUGCUAUUGUGAGCAUUGUGGUGGCAUCACUGUUUGUGAUCCUCAUCUUUAUUGACCUGUCAUGCUAUCUGGUGAACCGGACAGGACUUCUGAUGGUGAUCUGUGAGAAGGUGCGGGGCAGUAAGGCAAGUGAUGAAGAUGCUAAGCUUGGCAGCUUAUACAGUUGGCGCUUCCCCCUCCCAUAUUGCAGCAAUAAGGAUUCAUCUGGGCCAGACUUGAGCAUGGAGAAGCUCCCCGAGACCAAAGUGUCCAUUGAUGAGAAAGAGCCUUUGAAAGAUGCUGGUAAGGAAGCUAUCAUCCAAGGAAGAAUUAAGAAAGAAACAUCUGUGGAUUUCGACAUGAAGAAAUCAAUUUCCAGAACAAGCUUUGUGGGCAAAGACUCAGCUGUAUAGAUGCAUACCUUUGAAAUGUCAGAAUGAAAACUGACAAUAACAAAUACAAACACAUUAAGCAGAGUAUGGAUUGGUUGCAGCUUGAAACUGAAUAUGAUGGCCUUCUUAUGCUUUGGAUAAUUUAAAAUGUCCAUCUACUCAUUCAGUUUAAGAAUAGAGGGCCAGAUUGCUGCAUAUUGUGUCUUAUAACAAGAAUUUACCCUUGCUUAUUGUACAUUUGCUGCAGAUUCAACAGCAGUUAAGACUUUACAGGACACUGUGAUUCAGUUGAGGUUCCGAAUGAACCAUAUUAGUGUAACAUGUCAUAUAUUUCUUUCCUGUGUCCAUUAUAUCAGUAUUGCAAAACUUCAGAGGAACAUACUGCAACCCUCAGAGAUGUGUUUAGUGAAGCAAAUGCCCAUGCUAACCACAGGUAUACUACUUCAAGCUUAUAUUUCUUAUUGCUGUCAUUCCAUAUAUGCAAGUGAUUCGUUAAUAUUGUCGCCAUUACUUGAUGUAAUGACAUUAUCUUUAAACCUGAGUUCAGUCAUUACAGUGGAUACAAAACCAUAUAUAUAUACACGUGUUUACUGAUGCUAUGUGGAGAAUGCUUUUGUAUGCAUAUUUUAUCCUCAAUUGUGGCCUAUAUAAUUUUAAUUUAUAUAUAGAUGUAGCGUGAUUUAACCCUUUGGGCAGUGGUUAUGUGAUAUGUGCAUCAAGAAAUAGAUGGUAUCUUAGCUUUGUAGUGUUUUAUCCCAUAACAGCAGGCUCAGAUAUUUGUGAAUACAACUUAUUAUUUUUACCCACAAGGUUGUGGUGUAUUCAUAUUGAAGAAAAAUGCACAGCAUUUGGAAAAUGAGGUUCAGAAGCAUGAUACAUAAGAUACCGUAGGAGAAUAUGUGAGGAAUACAUAGAAAGGACUGAAAGUGUUCUGGAAAAACAGGACAUAAUUUUUGCAUUGAAUUUUAUCUAUUGAUUCAGUGUGAAUUUAUUUAUUAGCUGACAAUUGUGUGGAGAAUACCAUAAUAUUGUACAGAGUAACCUGAAUAUCCUUUUUCUUGUGUCUUUAUAUAAAAUAAUUAUUGAUUCUUCCAUCUUUGGCUGUGCUGAAAAAACAUGUUUUCUACAGCCCCCUUCUACGAGGUGUCUGUUGCAAAUUGUUCAGCUCCACCACUUACUCGUGUUAUACUACCUUAAGGGUUUAUAUAUAUAUAUAUAUAUGUAAGUUAUCUGUGUACUUAGUGUCAUGGUUGACAGAAUGCCACUGUUCAGAGGGUUGAAAGUGGACUGUUAUGAGUAACAAUUUUUAAAUGUUUGAAAUCGUGGUCCAGUCACUUCAUCUGAUUUGGCAUUAAGUACUGAGAACUCUGUUUGUGUAAGGUAGCAUACUCGAAUAGAUGAUCGAAAAUAGACAUUCUGUUGACCAUAAGCUUUUACUUUAUUGGAAGGCCUGAAAAUAUUUUUUAAUUGCUGGCUGAGUUUCCUUUUAAAUAUCGCAAAUGUCCAAGUAAUUAGUAAGUAUAGGUCAGUUAUUGUACUGAGUUCUUCUCUUGAAAACAGAAUAAUUUGCUGAAUAUAAACCUUGAGGUUUAUAAAUUUCAGGAUCAUGUUCUGUGUUGAACACUACAAAUAAGACUUAAAAAGUAGAAAGUGCAAAAGUUACAUAUGUUGCAUUUGAAUAUAUUGCCGCAAAUUUCAGGUUUAUUGAUUUCAGAAAAGUUCUGAAAAUGUGCUUCCCUUAUCAACAUCUUACAAAGUGAGGUACAAAUUUUUUCCCAUUAGACUGAUAUGGAGCUUAAUACAGAUUUUGAAGUCCUUUAUCUAUUGUGACAGUAUAUUAAAUAAGAUAAAAUCAAGCCACAUUGGAAAGUAGUUUUGCUACCUAUGAAUAACGGUAAUAAAACCUCUGUUCAAUAUGACUGAAAAUAUUUUGCUCCAAUUAUCUUACAGUUUGCCUAUGAACAGAUCUAAUGCUGUUCAGUGAAAUAAAAUAGUUUGUAGGUGAGGACGAAGCGGACCAAGUCUCUUAAAGAAUUAAUUUUGAUGCACUGGUAAACCAAACUCUUCAUAAUAAGUGACUGUUGCAACCAUUUCCUUUAUUUAAGGGUCAAUAUUCACAUACCUGUUUGCUUUCAAAUAUAGUUUUCAUGAUUUUGAACAUUUCAUGUUGAAUGUGUUUUACUCAACAUGUGUUAGUUUGGACUAAUAUAAUACUCAUUGAUUUUCAAGUUGCUGACAGUCUUCAUAGAGAACUGUGUAGUUGAGCAGUGUAACAAACUAUUCUGUCUCAAAUGACAGUGUUCUUGCAGAAAGCUUGAACCAAUGGAACUGAAACAGUGACACACCAGGUAGUUUUGGUUGUGAUGCAACUAAGAGACAGAAAGCAACUGAGCAGUGUCCCAAGUAACUAAUGACAUCAAAGUGACAACAUUGACUGCUCUAAAUUAUCAUGUGUCAGAUUCUGCUGUUUGAAAUAGAGGGCUACAUUUAUUUAGCAAAAAAAGAAUUCCUUCUUUAAUGUUCAUAUAUGAGCAGCAAAAUGUUCACCAAUUUUAAUUUAGAUUGCAACCAAUCGCUUGUAGUAUUCUUUUAAACUGGAAUGUGGCUGGGAAAAAGAUGAGAAUGAAAUUUGUGUCAUUUAUGAUUAUCACAGUAUUUUUUCAACAAUGAAAUUCAAUAAUAUUUCAAAGUCUCGUAGAUUCUGUAGUCUCUGAUAACAAUUGGAACAGACAAUUUUUGUACCAUAUUCAUAGUUAUUAAUUGUUCUAGGUAAAGACCUCUUAAUUCUGUGAAAACUGACCCUUACAUAGAGCUUAACUCUCAGCUGUAUAAAGUAUUAUUCCUUCCAGUAGCUAGUGUGGUCCAUGGCAGUCAAGUGAAUGCUUUUGAAGAACAGACUGAAAGAUCAUAAACUGGAAAUAUUGAUGUACUCUAAUAAUUUCAGUGACUCUUUCAUUGCAAUGUCCUCAGUAUUUAUAUGUAGCUUUUCAUUCUGAUCCACAAAUUUAAAAUCCCUGUUCUAAACAUGUUUUUCUUUCUUUUUUUUUUCUUUCAAAUUAACAUACUUCUUGCUGCAAUAUUAGCAGAGGUUUAGUAUUCCUAACCAUAUUAGGUAGCAUACGUACCCAGAGUAUUCACCAGUGGUCCUUUAUCUGAUAAAUGUUGUAAAAGGAAUACAAGACAUCAAGGUACUUUCUAAAAUUUCCAAUGUACUGACAAUAACUUAACUUUUAUUUUGUAAGAAAUGUAUGGAUGGUACUUAUUUCUUUUAGUCAGUAAAAGAAUAUUGUGUAUUUAUUUUUACAGCAUUAAAAUGUGCAAUGAACUGAGAAUCUGAUAUUGAAGGCAGAGGGAAUUUAGUUAUGUGUAUGUCCUCUGUUAUAGGAUAGAGACAUUAAUUUACACUUAUUAAAACUUUGGAUAUGCUGGUAACAUAAGCCUUAA
This is a messenger RNA of Cryptotermes secundus, 6796 nucleotides long. It is a transcript of the gene Fas2, whose product is annotated as fasciclin-2. Bases 737 to 3373 code for a protein of 878 amino acids. The record is from RefSeq and is a predicted model, not a curated record. The transcript has 16 exons. Gene Ontology annotation, cellular component: plasma membrane; axon. Gene Ontology annotation, biological process: axon guidance; cell-cell adhesion. Gene Ontology annotation, molecular function: protein binding. NCBI's taxonomy places the organism in Eukaryota, Metazoa, Arthropoda, Insecta, Blattodea, Kalotermitidae.